UUUAAUAGUUAUGAUUUAGCGGAUCCUAGGUCAAUUUCCUUGGAAUCGCACUACAUUCAGUCAAACGUCCUGUACAGCGAAACCGCUUCAGACGUCACCGCGUCACAUUAAAAACGCCUGACACGCGCAAAUUAAUUGAUAUAUCACUCGAUUGCGGCAGCCAAGCGGGCUCGUUCCGCGAUUGACAAGCCGGACGCGUUCGGAUCUCGGUCUAUAAGCGGAUAAUGUUGUAACAGUUGGGUUUUAAUUUUUUUGUGAAAAUGUGGAGGAUUUGGUGUGCUCUUUUAUUCCUUUUUACAACAUUUCGUUCAGCAUGCUACGGCCAGACAGAGAAUUUCACAACUCGAGCCCCAUACCCCAUCUACCUUCCCCUCCGUUGCUCCUCACCAAGACCUGGAGACGUAGACCUCCAAGGCAUAGAUCUGAUAGCCGUAUAUCAGCUGGAUGGGCCCAAUACCACGGGAGUAACUCAGGUCCGAGGGUCUCAGGACAUGCAGAGGGCCUAUAGGAUCAGCGAUGGGGCCAACCUGACCAUUCCUUUGAGAAAAGUUUUCCCAUCCGGCCUGCCUGAGCAGUUCAGCGUGGUAGCCACCUUCAACGCCCGAAACCAGAAUAAGCCCUGGAUGGUUGUACGCGCGGCGAAGAGUCUGCAGUUCUCUCUGACUUUACUGCCACGAAUUGAGAAGUUAGCUGUUCUUGUGGAAGGAACUAGACUGAUCUUUGAAUGUGAGAAGUUGUUCAGACCAGGGUGGCAUAAGCUGCACGUAGCUGUCACAAAUGAUACGGUCCAUGUAGCCGUUGAUUGUGAGGAGCUGGUGCCACAGAAUAUUACGAGCCACAACUUAAGGAAUGCCACGACCCUAUCAAUCAUGGCGCACGAGGAUGGCACCCCGGCUGCUGUAGAUCUCCAGUGGUUGUCAAUGUACUGUAGCCGGUACAAACUGGCCAAAGACAGCUGCGAAGAAAUCGAUGAACCUGCACCCAUUGUAUCUACAGUUUCUCCUCGAUUUUUUCAGUUCGAGGCUGGAGCAGACAGGAUAGAAAUUCCUGCUCUCAACACCUGUAACCAAUCCUGCCCGCCGGGUCCUAUAGGUCCACCUGGGCCACCGGGAGAACCGGGAAUCAGAGGCUUUACAGGUCUACCCGGUGUACGUGGCAUUGAGGGGCCUAUGGGUCCCCCUGGGCCACCGGGGCCUCAAGGCGAGAGGGGCGAGCGGGGACCACCGGGGGAAGUCACAUCAGGAACCGUAGGGAUAGCUGGCCCGCCAGGAAAACCGGGAAAGUCUGGUCGGAAAGGAGAGAGGGGAGACACAGGACAGAAAGGUGAGCCGGGCGAAGCAGGGCUGACGGGUCUAGGCGGCCUUCCAGGAGAACCAGGCAGAGAUGGUAAACGCGGCCCACCGGGUCCUGAGGGGCCUCGCGGGUUCCCGGGGCUCCCUGGACCUCCAGGCACAGUUACUAACAUAAACGCUUCACUACUACAAGGUGCAAAAGGUGAGAGAGGGGCACCAGGCAGACGAGGUCUGGAUGGGAGCCCGGGACCCGCCGGCGCCCCCGGCGCAAAUGGUGCCACGGGCCCACAGGGGCCUCAAGGCCCAGCAGGUGUACCGGGACCUCCGGGUGUGAUAGGUCUCCCGGGGCCAAGCGGACCUCGUGGUGAACGAGGCCAAGAUGGAGCACAGGGUCGGGAAGGCCCACGCGGCCUGCCAGGCCCACCAGGCCCACCGGGCUCCAACGCUGCUCAGGGCACCACCGUCCCUGGACCACCGGGACCACCAGGAGUCACUGGUCAGAAAGGUGAGCAAGGCCUACCGGGCGUGCCCGGAACUCCAGGCAUAGAUGGCAUACCGGGAACCCCAGGGCAGAGAGGACCUCCUGGUCUUCCUGCACCACACAGUUUGAUAUCGCAGGCACCAACAAUAUCCGAAAGUGAAGUAAGAAAUAUUUGCGAAGCCCUUAUAAGAGAUCGUCUUAAGGAAUGGACGCAAGGUCUAGCAGGUCCCCCCGGGCCUCCAGGGGUAGGCAGAAGGGGUCCACCUGGAAAACCUGGAACUGUUGGUGCACCUGGCGCUCGAGGUGAACCUGGAGAGACCGGGCCUCGCGGGUACCCCGGCGAGUCCGGCGACCCCGGUAGGCCGGGCGAGGCCGGACCCCGCGGCGACAAGGGUGAUAAAGGAGAGAGGGGGGCGGAGGGACGCGGUCUACCAGGCGAGGAGGGCCCGAGGGGUAUCGCAGGUGCUGUUGGGCCACCUGGUCCCGCUGGACGAACAGGAGACAGAGGAGAGGCUGGCAGAGAAGGGGCAAUGGGUCCCCGAGGGGUGCCUGGACCGCGUGGCUCCUGCGAUUGCCCCACAGCCGCGUUUUACGCUUACCCACAAGGACUGAACAAAGGCCCAUAAACCCACAACUCCGCAAUGGACCAUAGUAGACAACGUUACUUACCUCGUGCGGUAGAAAAACCACGAAGAAACUUAGAAUUCUGAAAUAGUACCCUUUCAAGUAAAGAAAAGAAGCCUUUAAGAGAGGGCUUUCAGAACAGAAUAAACGUCAAGUAUGCAAUAUGAAUUAAUUAAAAAUAAAUCGACGCUUAAGUCAUUUCAAGUUUCAUAUCAUAUCAUGAUUAUUAUUAAACCCUUUUCGAGGCAUAGUGCGAUUUAUCGACCACAUACACGCCAAUUAAAUUUCAACCUUAUUUCGAGAAAUGUGACUUCACUGAAAGAAAUGUUUGCAUAACUGUAACAAAAUUUUGGUUACUGUUUACACAAAAAUUGGGACUUGCGAACUAUGUGUUAUAUGUUACAAAACCGUGUUUGGCUAUCAGUGUUCAGGUACUGGGUAUACACUACAAAAUAAGUUUGUAAAUUUAUGCAAAGUUUAUUUUCUUAUAACCGUAGUUUAGUUAUUUAGUAAAGUUACAAAACCAGUUCGGCCAUCUAUUUUUUUCAGUGUUGUCUUCAAAUGAAAUAUAUUUGCAUUAUUUGGAAAAUCUUGUAGAUUGGUGAGGCCUGGAAAAGGGUUAACACUAUCCUAAGGUGCGUCCAUAUCUGGCAAACAAGCCGCGAGUGCUAGCUGACUGUGCGCGGAUUGCGCUAGUGAUUUGCGAUUGGCACCAUUUGGCACAAGCGACGUAUUCGCCAAAUGUGGACAGACUUUUAAUAAAUCAAUACAGUACAGGGGGGCUAGCCAAGAUGAAAUGCUAAUAAUGUCUCUCUAUGGCUCUUUCAUAUUAGUGCAACAGAGAGAUUUCGUUCGCUACGGCGCAAAUGAUUGGCAUCUUCUUGGCUAGGCCCCCAGGGCGCAGUGCCUUACUUGUAUGCAUUUUCAAAAUGAUUCGUCUGAUCUCCAGUGUCAUCUUUUGUAAAUAAAUUAAGGUAAACUACUUAAAACUGAUGGCCAUAUGUAAGUGUUUUACCAUUUUAAGCUUGCAGUAAGCCAGUUAAUAAUUAAUAGGUAUUCUAUAUCAAUAAAUAAUAUCAAUUUAGAAUAGUAAAUAUCUACUUUUUUACUAUGAACUUUGUAAUGAUCUGUGUACUUAAUGUAUUAAAUGAAUAUUAAAAAUAAUAU
This is a messenger RNA of Cydia pomonella (codling moth), 3564 nucleotides long. Its product is annotated as collagen alpha-1(IX) chain-like. The record is from RefSeq and is a predicted model, not a curated record. Lineage: Eukaryota; Metazoa; Arthropoda; Insecta; Lepidoptera; Tortricidae. Bases 261 to 2399 code for a protein of 712 amino acids. The transcript has 23 exons.